Chenopodium quinoa (quinoa) is the source of this 742-nucleotide messenger RNA. RefSeq names its product 60S ribosomal protein L35a-3. Lineage: Eukaryota; Viridiplantae; Streptophyta; Magnoliopsida; Caryophyllales; Amaranthaceae. Gene Ontology annotation, molecular function: structural constituent of ribosome. The transcript is spliced from 4 exons. The record is from RefSeq and is a predicted model, not a curated record. Gene Ontology annotation, biological process: ribosomal large subunit biogenesis; cytoplasmic translation. Gene Ontology annotation, cellular component: ribosome; cytosolic large ribosomal subunit. Bases 88 to 426 code for a protein of 112 amino acids.
GGUUUUCUAGGGUUUUUCUCUAUCGCCUUCCUCAUUUUCCUGCAACUAAAAUCUUCUCUUCACACACCUUCAGAUAGCUGCGCAAAAAUGGUGAAGGGACGUCAAGGUGAGCGUGUUAGGCUCUAUGUCAGAGGUUCAAUCCUAGGAUACAAGAGGUCGAAAUCGAACCAGUACCCAAACACAUCCUUAGUACAGAUCGAAGGAGUGAACACACAAGAAGAAGUAGCAUGGUAUUUGGGAAAGAGGAUUGCUUACAUCUACAAGGCUGAAACUAAGAAGAAUGGAUCCCACUACCGUUGCAUUUGGGGUAAGGUUUGCAGGCCUCAUGGUAACAGUGGUGUUGUUCGGGCUAAGUUCACUUCCAACCUUCCCCCUAAAUCUAUGGGAGACAAGGUUAGAGUUAUGAUGUAUCCCAGCAACAUCUAAGAAGAAGAAAGUUGGAGAUGCAAGAUGGUGAAGUGAGGAAUUAUUGGACUAGAGCUGUUCACUGGAGUUUCAUGCCGAACCAUUUUCUAUUUUAUCUAGUUUGUAGUAAGAUAGUUUUUUGUUUGAGUCAACAUUUUUGUGUUAGGAUGAUUCAUUUGGUUCUGAAACAUACCGCUGGUUUUGUUCAAUGGCGAAAGAGUUAUUGCCCCAAGUUAAUGGUGUUUUUCUGUUUGUUCUCAAAUGCUUGAUUGUUUAUCUGAUGGAGGGAACUUUGUGUUGGUAUCACCCAAUGAAUUGCAUUGUUGUAGUUGUCUAA